CGCCGCUAUGCACGACUCGAUCAGUGCAAAGCGGUCAGUCAGGCUAGUCCCAGCUCCCUCUCAUCCAUCUCGACCACCCGUAAUAAUAAAACCAAAAAUUUCAACCGUACAAAAUGCCUGAUGCAGCAGUCGUGCGAUCUUGUUACUUUCGUCGGCUCGCAUAGUCGCAUUCCAUCUCCGCCGUCCAAAACGAGAAAACCUCACUCAUCGCCCCGCAAUGCGCCCGUCGCCUUCCUCCCUCGCGAGGGCGUCCCAUCUCCUUCUCCGCCACCGCCACCGCCACCGCCACCGCGGCCACCACCAUCGCCACUAUGCCUUAUCCUUCCCCCAAACCCUAAUCCCCUCUUCUUCUCUUCGCCUCCUCUCCUCCUCCUCCUCCGACUCUGACGCCGACGCCGACGAUCUCCGCUCCGCCGUCUCCGUCCUCGCCGCCGAGCUCCUCGCCUCCCCCGACGCCUCUGACCCCUCCCCUAUCCUCUCCUCCUGCGGCGCCGCCUCCCUCCUCCGCCGCUCCCCCGACGGCUCCGCCUCCGUCCACCUCCUCUCCCUCCUCAAGCCCCGCCCGCUCCUUGCCCUCGAGGUGUUCAGCUGGAGGAGGAAGCUCGGCGACGCCGCGAUCCCUCUCCUCCCGGAGGAGUAUGCCAAGGCGAUCGCCCUCGCGGGGCGCGCCCGCAACGUCGACCUCGCUGCCGCCCUCUUCGCCGACGCGCUCUCCACCGUCGCCGCCGAGCCCUGCCUCUACAACGCCCUCAUGUCCGCCUACAUGUACAACGGCCUUACGCGCAAGUGCGUCGCCGUGUUCGAGGACCUCCGCCGGAACCCCCGCUGCGGCGCCCCCACCGUCGUCACCUACAACAUCCUCCUUUCACUCUACGGCCGCUCCCUCCUCGUCGAACACAUGGAGGCCGUACUCCGCGCCAUGGACGAGACCGGGGUCCGGCGCUCGAUCGAGACCUACAACACUGUGAUCGCCGCUUACGUUACCGCGUGGCGCUGGGACCGGAUGGAGAGCACAUUCCAGUCCAUGGAGGCAGGGCCUGUGAAGCCGGACGCGCGCACGCACCUUCUGUUGCUCCGCGGGUAUGCUCACGCGGGCGAGCUGGAGAAGAUGGAGAGGGUCUACGAUCUGGUGUGCGAGCAGGUCAGUGAACACGAGACGCCUUUGAUCCGUUUGAUGAUAUGCGCCUAUUGCAAGAGCUCUGAUCCGGAGCGGAUUCAGAAGAUUGAGGGGUUGAUGAAGUGCUUAAAAGAUGAUGAGUACAGACCUUGGCUAAAUGUGCUUCUCAUUAGGGUUUACGCACAGGAAGGCUUGGUGGAGGCGAUGGAGCAGCUCAUAGAUGAGGCGCUCAAGCGGAACACCGUGGUCACAACGGUAGGUGUGAUGCGCUCCAUUAUCUCGAGUUAUUUUCGGUGUGAUGCGGUGGACCGACUGACGAGGUUCGUCAGGCUGGCUGAGUAUGCUGGAUGGAGGCUGUGCCGAUCUUUGUAUCACUGUAAGAUGGUUAUGUAUGGGAAGCAGAAUAGGUUGGAGGAGAUGCACAGUGUUUUGGAUGAGAUGGAAAAUUAUAGGUUUAACCUGACGAGGAAGACGUUCUUGAUUAUGUACAAGGCUUAUUGGAAUGUUGGGAGGAGGUCAGAGGCAGAGACAGUGAUAGGUAUGAUGUGGAAGCAGGGACUUGGAAGCCCUCAAGAUGCCUUCAUUUCCUGAAGUUUGAUUGAGUUAACUGAAGCUUUGGUUAUUUAUCCACGAUUGCAUGUCCAGCUCGAAGGGUGUUUUGAUCCAUGUCGAUGGCUAUCGACAAUUGAGGUAAUUACUCGGUUCAUGAGCGCUGCAGAUAUGGUAUGACGCAUUGACGAUUAUGUGCAAGAUUAUGACCGUAGUCCGGCCAAGACCAUACUCUGUGCCAAGAAGAUAAGUUGAAACUAGACAGCUCUGACUGCACUGACACAGCCAGAGGCAGAGGUUGAUAAGCUUACUGGCAUGAAUUUUGACUGUGAGGCCUAAUAUUACUGUAGAUGAUAAUUUUGAUCAGAAUUUUGAUGCACACCAAUAGCGAGCUAGAUAUGGUAGAAGCCAAUAAGCCUAGUUUAGGGGAACAUUGGUUUUGAGACAGGCAUGAUACAAAAUACUGGAGAGUGUAUAGAUAUACUAAACUCUGCUCACUUGCUCAAUUUAGGAAGAAUAAGUGACUUUUUGGUUGUAUAUCUACUUGUCAAAAGAAUGUGACAACAAGAAGGCUCAAGUGCUAAAGGGAGGUAGGUUAUCUCAACAACUUAUUUCAAGGAUGAAGCUAGUUCCGCAAGAAGCAGUUGCUACAUUUCUAUUUAUUCAUGCUACUAAGUAGUGACAUCACUGACCUCAGGAGAGCAAUCGACGAUGUGGCUCCUCAUUUAUAUCACCAAAUAAGAGAAAAGAAAUGCAAAUAACAGGAGAUGCAUUUUUUUCUUUUCCCUUGAUGUACAAUAGAUAUUUUGUUCUUAUGCAAUUGUUACAUGCGGAUCAUAUGCUGUAGCCCUUGAUUAUUUGAUUCUUAUUUCUUUUUCUCGGAGAUAAAGAAAUCCCUUCUUUAUUUGUCUCUUUUUCGGCUGUCUGUAAAAGCUUUGAAUCACUCGAUAUCGAGUGCGGUAUUUGAUUCUUAGUUAAAAACUUGUCAUUGUUAUUUUAAGGAUUGCCCAGCCGCUGGGCACAAGGUUUCAAUUUGGUUUUACUUAGGGCCUCAGCAGGCCAGGUUAUUUC
This is a messenger RNA of Ananas comosus (pineapple), 2737 nucleotides long. RefSeq names its product pentatricopeptide repeat-containing protein At2g30780-like. Lineage: Eukaryota; Viridiplantae; Streptophyta; Magnoliopsida; Poales; Bromeliaceae. Bases 218 to 1708 code for a protein of 496 amino acids. The record is from RefSeq and is a predicted model, not a curated record. Gene Ontology annotation, molecular function: protein binding; mRNA binding. The transcript has 3 exons.